Pyrus x bretschneideri (Chinese white pear) is the source of this 625-nucleotide messenger RNA. Its product is annotated as UPF0434 protein Mmwyl1_2153. The record is from RefSeq and is a predicted model, not a curated record. NCBI's taxonomy places the organism in Eukaryota, Viridiplantae, Streptophyta, Magnoliopsida, Rosales, Rosaceae. The transcript is spliced from 4 exons. Bases 64 to 348 code for a protein of 94 amino acids.
CUUUCAAUUUCAUAAAACGGUGGAGAGAGAGACCCCAAACAUAAAGUUAGAGAGAGAAAUGAAAUGGUGAGAGGAAGCAUAAAGCUUCUUAAGGAUGCUGGGUCUGGACUCAGCAAAACCCUAGCUGACAUACUCGUCUGCCCACUUUCUAAGCAACCUCUAAGGUUUUGCGAGCAAACAAAUUCCCUAAUUAGUGAUGCAAUUGGUGUCUCCUUUCCUAUAAAGGAUGGGAUACCUAGCUUAGUACCAACAGAUGGCAAGACACUCGAGGCGGAUGAGACAAUAAAAACUGAAGAUUCUGCAGAAUCAUCAGACAAGCAUGAAGCAGAUCGAAUAGGCAGUCACUAGGUCGAAUUGUGAAACUUAUGAUGGGAGGUCACAUCGUCAAGUGCUCUUAAAGCGGAUUUUUAUUCAAUUUGUGAGGAAUUGCCUGAUAAUUCAUGUAUGGCUUGUUACUCAGUACCUUUUGAAUUAUUGUGUGCUUUAUUAUCUGAGAGGAAUUCUUCUAGAGAGGUUCUCUGAGAUUUCUUCCGAGAUGAAAAUUAUACUGAGUUGUCACAAAUAAACGUUGAGCUGAAUAAAUUCAUGCAUCGCAUCCAUUUGCGGAUGUAUACUUUUACAUUGA